AUAUGUUAUAAAUCUAUAAAUAGGGGGUAACCUAUGACGAACAACAUCUCCCCUUUCCCUUAUUCGAUCUUAUCCUUAUCUUCUUCCUUGUUCUAUUUCGCUUCUAAUAUAUCUUUCUAUCUGAUAAACAUUACAUCUUCUUGUUUAACUUCUUGAGAUCUUGUCUGGUUCUAGAGUUGUUAUUAAUUAACCAACGACCAAAGAUAAACGUCAAUGGACGGAGUUAUGAAAUGAGAAAUCUAAACCAGUUCUCUCGCUUCCUUGUUUAUCAUUCUGUAUCCGUUGUGAUUCUCCAUUGGUUUUACGUCAUUUCUUGAACAAAUUUAUUUUAUCUUUUUUCAAUUUUUUAAAGAACAUGGCAAACGUAGAGAAGACAAGUUCAGGUUCUGACAUAGAUGAGAAGAAGAGGAAACGCAAGUUGUCAAACCGCGAAUCAGCUAGAAGGUCGCGGUUGAAGAAACAGAAGAUAAUGCAAGACACCAUCAACGAGAUCUCGGCUCUUGAGAGACGAAUCAAAGAGAACAGCGAGAGAUGCAAAGUGGCUAGAAGGAGGCUUGACUCGUUGGAGUCUGAAAACGCGGUUUUGAAGUCGGAGAAGACGUGGCUUUCAAGAUACGUCGAGGAUUUAGAGAGUAUGAUCGCCUUGAGUCCCACGACUACCUUAACGCUGACGCAGAGUGGCGGCGAUGAUGAGAACGUAAACGCGGAAAUAGCGGCUGGAGAUUGUAGAGGUGGACCAUGGCAUGAGUAUGGUUGUGGUGGUUCUCUGCAAGCACUUGCGUCCUUUAAAACAUGAGCACUUUGUCUUUUUACGUUUGUAUCUUUGGACCAUUUUAUAUGAUGGGAGCUAUUACUUGUUGUCAUGCGUUCGGUAACUACAAAUGAUACUAGAGAUAACUUCUUAUUCAAAUAAUGUUCUCAGUGAAAUGCUGGAUUAGGUCAAAUAAAUAUACUUGUGUUCUGUAGUUGUGUGUUACGUUCUACUACUCUUCUGCAUUAUCAGCGCUCUGUUUACAUUUCUGAGAUGAGAUCGAUGCUUGGGGAGAUAAGAAGUGUGUUCAAGAUCCUCAACAUUCUUGUUCUGAUUAAAAAAAAUAGUUAUGCUAAUAUAUACUAAUCCUACCUAAAAGAGACUGAAUCAGACGUUGCUGAGUCUUGAAGACAAGAAUGUAGCAGAUCUCUACCACCUACAGCAAGGUGAUUAGAAGUCGACAGUGUAACUACCAUCACAUGUUUAAAAGGACAAAACUACAUAUUAUGUAACUAAUAAACAAAUUUAGCCAUUAAUUU
Eruca vesicaria subsp. sativa (arugula) is the source of this 1290-nucleotide messenger RNA. The record is from the annotation of a GenBank genome assembly. Lineage: Eukaryota; Viridiplantae; Streptophyta; Magnoliopsida; Brassicales; Brassicaceae.